This is a messenger RNA of Linum tenue, 909 nucleotides long. Lineage: Eukaryota; Viridiplantae; Streptophyta; Magnoliopsida; Malpighiales; Linaceae. The record is from the annotation of a GenBank genome assembly.
AUGGGGAGAUCCGUGUCAUACACCCUUAUCCACAAAAGGUUGACGAUUAUCUGGGCUAAGGCAGGUGCUAUUCAGGUCACAUCUGUGAAGAAUGGUUAUUUCCUGGUUCGUUUCACGAACGACAUUGACUAUGAGAGAGCAAUUACGGGUGGAGCAUGGAUGGUGGGAGACAAUUACCUGACGGUCCAUCCCUGGUCCCCGGAAUUUAAUGCGUACAGCCAUCAGAUCUCCUCGACGCUGGUUUGGGCCAUGCUCCUCGAUAUUCCAAUUCACUACUUCCACCCGGAUGCAGUCAUGAAGAUUGGAGCUCGCAUAGGGAAACCUGUCUGUAUAGAUCAUGCGACCAAGACGGGAGCAAGAAGAAAUUAUGCUAGGGUGUGUGUCCAAGUCGACCUUACCAAACCAUUGUUGUCGCAAUUUAGAAUUAAGGGGAGCAAGUACUUUAUUCAAUAUGAAGGUUUAGAAAAAAUCUGCCUUAACUGCGGGAUGUAUACUGAGCAUACUCGAUGUGCUUGUGUUGAACCAAAACAGAGUGCUGAGCCGGAAGUCAUGGAGAUGCGCGAGAGCCAGGUUGCAAAAGAUCCCAAAAUGUUGUAUGGUGAAUGGAUUGCUAAAAGAAAGCCAAGACCGCAUAGGGGCCAGAUUGGACACCAGACAGGGGAAGGAAGAGCUGCGAGGACAUCCUCGGCAGCUGAGAAGAAAACUGAACCUGGAUCACGCUUUAGUGUGCUUCAAAGGGAGGAAGAAACUCAUAGCGGCAAGGAGCAGGAUACGGUGAUGGGGGUAGAGGAACUGGAUAACAUUACUAUGCCCCGCCCGACUUCGCCUUUUUCUCACAUAGGAAAGGAGGAGGCAAGGCUAGCAAGAAGAAUCAUAGGGGGAGUUUGCCUCGUGAACAGGAGCAUGUGA